Molecule: messenger RNA, 2695 nt
Organism: Paramisgurnus dabryanus
Lineage: Eukaryota; Metazoa; Chordata; Actinopteri; Cypriniformes; Cobitidae
Gene: b3gnt9
Product: UDP-GlcNAc:betaGal beta-1,3-N-acetylglucosaminyltransferase 9
Biological process (GO): poly-N-acetyllactosamine biosynthetic process; protein O-linked glycosylation
Cellular component (GO): Golgi membrane
Molecular function (GO): hexosyltransferase activity; UDP-glycosyltransferase activity
Source: RefSeq, a predicted model, not a curated record
GCGAGGCAUCUCCCAACCUCCAGGUUAUCACGUGAUGAUCACCAAAACAGUUAUUUAAAAAUGUGCAUUUAUGAAGAGAGCUAGCACUUUUCGGGGUUCUUAUUCAUCGAACGUGGAUUGUAUAAAUGGAUAUAUCAUGUGCAUUUAGUUACGUGGCGCCUUUCAGCAAGAACUUUUAACUGUGUUUGAGUCCAGCGCGCGCUCCGCAGUGGAAACAGAUGUGACUGGAUCUGUCUGUGUGUUGCCAAUUCCGCGGUUUUCCUGAACUGAAAUGCUUGUAUUAAAAUAUUUUACUUUACCCAAUUUAUAUAAUACCAGUGCUAAAACUGAUAGAUGAUAAGAAAUGGAGAUGCCAGGGAUACAUUUUAUCAGUUGUAAAUCGAUUAUUUAAUUUAUGAAAACAGAUUUUGCAUUUAUGAUAACUGGUGUAUAGUGAUUUUUAAGAAUAGAUUUUAUGUGAAAUUGCUUAAGUUUUGUUUUUGGGGGUUGGGUCAUUGAAUCAUCGGGUUAUUUUUGGAUUCUUUUUAUUUCGUUACCCACAUCUGGCAACCCUGAUCUGACUUCAGCACUUCUGCAAUGCGUCUUCUUUUUGAAGUAUGUUGUCCUGACUGUUAAAAACUCUGGUCAAAUAAUAUCCUGCUGUGUCCACAGUUAUGUGAUGUCAUCCAAAAUGACUGUGGACUGCCUGUGAAAAAAUCCAAAUACUGGAGACUUUCACAGGAAGGAAACCUUCAUGGGAAGAUGAAAGGCAAACCACUGACCCUUGUGACACCAUGAGGAGAGUUUAUAUUAAAGGAGAGGUUCUUUGUGCCUUGAUUCUGUUAGUGCUCCUUUGUCUUUUGUUAUAUGCCCACCAAAGAAUGACACCUGUAUGGGAAAAUAUACACAUUGAACAGGUAUCCACCUUACGGGAACCAAUUGGAGAGCAAACAAAGCCUGUCUCAUCUAAACAUCAAAACGUUCUCCAUUGCCAACCUGAGGUUCAAAUCAAGCUUAAGGCGCAAUCGAAGGCCAAAUUCCAGAGUAAAUCUAAAACACGAACCAUGGCUAAAUCUCCCCAGCCACCAACACAUGCUUUAUUUGACUUUGAGGAUUACCUUCGAAAGAAAGACCAGCGAGACUUCAAGCUGCUAAUCGAUCAACCAACAAAGUGUUCUUCUGGUGACCCCUACCUGCUUAUUGCCAUAAAGUCAAUAGCAAUGGACUUCGACAAACGUCAGGUAGUUCGACGCACAUGGGGACGAGAGGGUGUCUUCCACAAUGAGGUGAACGCCAAGAGAGUUUUUCUUCUCGGUGUGCCCCAAAAUCGAACGGCACUUCCGUUGUGGGACAAGCUGUUGGCGUAUGAGAGCCACAUUUAUGGCGACGUCCUUCUGUGGGACUUUGAGGACACUUUCUUUAACCUGACACUAAAAGAAAUCCACUUCUUAAAGUGGGUCAACACCAGUUGUCCAAAAGCAAAGUUCAUUUUUAAGGGAGAUGCGGAUGUUUAUGUAAACACAGACAACAUCCUGGAGAUGCUCAAGGAUAAAGAGAUAAAAAGUGACCUUUUUGUCGGAGACAUCAUAGUUCAUGCAAAACCAAUUCGUAGGCACAAAAGUAAGUACUUUAUUCCAGAGUUUAUUUAUGGUCAGGGGAUUUACCCAUCUUAUGCAGGCGGAGGCGGCUUUGUCAUGUCAGGAUAUACUGCCCUGAAGCUCCACCUUGGUUGCAAAGAGGUCGAACUCUUCCCCAUCGAUGACGUAUUUCUAGGAAUGUGUCUGCUGAGGAUCAGACUCCAGCCCACUCGCCACGAAGGCUUUCGUACUUUUGGAAUAGUGAGACCAUCUGCUGCACCUCAUCUCCAGGUCUUUGAUCCCUGUUUCUACAAAGAGUUAAUGGUGGUGCACAGCUUGACAGUCCCACAAAUCUGGCUCAUGUGGAAUCUUUUGCAUGAUCCCAACCUUCACUGUCAUAACAGCCAGGCUCCCACGACGUUUCCCUUUAAGUGGAGAAAUAAAGUCACUAGGACAAGUAAGAACAAGGCAAAGGAUGAGCUUGGGAGCCAAGACUAUGGAAUGAAAGUGUUUGUGGAGCAUUAACUCCUUUUAAAGGGAUAGUUCACCCAAAAAUGAAAAUUCUGUUUUAAUUUUCUCACUCUCAUGUUUUUACAAACCUGUAUAAAUUUCUGUGUUCUGAUGAACACGAAGGAAGAUAUUUAGAGGAAUGUUUGUAUCCAAACUCAUCAUGAGCCCCAUUCACUUCCCUAGUAGGAAAAGAGAACACUAUGGAAGUGAAUGGGGCUCAUGAACAGUUUGGUUACAAACAUUCCUCAAAAUAUCUUCCUUUGUGUUCAUCAGAGAAAAUACAUUUAUACUGGUUUGUAAUUUUCAUUUAUGGGCAAACUAUUCCUUUCAAGUCAAAUAUGGUUGUACUGUGAAUUCAAACGCAAAACCAAAAAAAGGAAAACAGGAUGACAAUUGAUAUGAUAUCAUAUCAACUACUACUUUUUUAAGUAACAAUUUAACCUGUGCAUAUUCUUACACAAAAUAAUACAGUGCACAUCAGUUUAUUUUCUAAAUAAUCUGCUGUCUUUGGAUUUACAAUGAACUGAAUUUAAAACAGAAAUUUAUUUUGAAUGUAAACUGCUGUGAAUACGAACAUACUACUACACUUUGAUUUAGUUUUAGUGUAAUAAAGACAAUGCACGUCUCUA